Musa acuminata subsp. malaccensis (wild Malaysian banana) is the source of this 3653-nucleotide messenger RNA. RefSeq names its product transcriptional corepressor LEUNIG_HOMOLOG. Gene Ontology annotation, molecular function: transcription corepressor activity; protein binding. The record is from RefSeq and is a predicted model, not a curated record. NCBI's taxonomy places the organism in Eukaryota, Viridiplantae, Streptophyta, Magnoliopsida, Zingiberales, Musaceae.
UUGAUCUCCCCUCCUCCCCCUCUCCCCUUCUCUCUCCAUUCAUUGUAAAUGUGGAACUCCUCGCCUUCGGUUUUAUCACAACUCGUUAACAUACUCUUUCUUCGAUCCCCUUCUUCGCCUCCUCCAUCCAGAUCUCCAUAUUUUCUGUCUUUCUUUGGGCCUCAGAUGUCGGUCGUGAUCCGGGAAUUAUAGAGGAGAUGGCGGUCUGAAGGUUGGAUUCCGAAAUUCAUUUGCUCGCCUGCGCGUAAUCUGCAAUCGUGGGGUUCAUUUGUGACGUGAUCUCGAUAUUUUCUCUUGGAUUCUCGUUGCCUGCUUUCUGCGUCUGGAGUUUGUUGGCCUGGUUAGCUAAUUUGGCGGCGAAGAUUGAAAAGAAACAGGAAUUGAGAUUGAUCGUGUACAGUGUCGUGGAUUGGAGCAUUAAUUAUGGCUCAGAGUAACUGGGAAGCGGAUAAGAUGCUUGAUGUUUAUAUACAUGAUUAUCUUUUGAAACGAAACCUGCAAGCCACUGCCAAAGCUUUCAAGGAAGAGGGAAAAGUUUCGACGGACCCUGUGGCAAUUGAUGCUCCCGGGGGCUUCCUAUUUGAGUGGUGGUCUGUUUUCUGGGAUAUCUUCAUUGCUAGAACAAAUGAAAAGCAUUCUCAAGUAGCUGCAGCAUAUAUAGAGACACAACGGACAAAAGCAAAGGAAGAACAUCAAAGACAGUUACAUAUGCAGCAACUGCAAGUCAUGCAGCAGCAACAUGCUCAAAUGCACCGAAGAGGUGCUAAUCAUCCUGCAAUUGGUGGGACAAUAAAUGCAACAAACACUAAUGGCAAUUUAGGCCCGUCAACAGCUAGUUUAUUGGCUGCUAAGAUGUAUGAAGAGCGCAUGAAACAACCACAGUCAGUGGAUACUGAAAUAUCCCCACAAUUUCUUGAUGCUAAUAGAGUUGCGCUUCUAAAAUCUGCAACCAGCCAUCCAGGGCAGUUUAUCCAAAGCAAUCCUGUCGGUGGAUCUGCUGCCAUGCAGCAUAUUCAGGGACAAAAUCAACAGACAUCUGGUGUCAUGGGUGCAGAACAAAGAUCUUUGCAUAUGGAUCCCUCUUCACUGUAUAGCCAAGGAAUUAUGCAGGCAAAAUCUGGAUUAAGUGGCGCUGGGAUGAACCAAGGUGUUAAUGGUCUUCCACUAAAGGGCUGGCCUUUGAGGGGAAUUGACCAAUUACGCCAAAAUUUUGGCUCACAAGUAAACAAACCGUUUGUACCAAAUCAGAGCCAGUUUCAGCUUUUAUCGCCAGACCACCAACAGCAAAUUUUAGCACAGGCCCAGGCACAAAGCAAUACUGAUUCAUCCAACUAUGGCAUGGAUCCGCGCCGGCUUCGAGCCUUGCCUAGGAGUGAACUUGGUGGAAAAGAUGGCCAACUCAAUGGAAAUGACGCAUCAAUUGGUUCUCCUAGUCAAUCAAGUUCGCCAAAGGUCAGACAGGAUCAGGCUUUCAUGAAGAUGCAGCAGUCAUCUAAUCAACAAACACAUGAACUGGUGCAGGAACAACAACUGCAACAGAAUACCAGGAAGAGAAAACCUAGUACUUCUGGAGCUGCAAAUAGUACUGGUACAGGAAAUACUGUUGCACGUUCUGCUAACUCUCCUCCAUCAACUCCUUCCAUUCAUACAACUGGUGAUGGAGUUUCGAUGGCUAGCAACCUGCAAAAUGCAAGCACCAUGUCCAAAAGUUUGAUGAUGUAUGGAACCGAUAGAGCAGGUGGACUUGUUUCUUCUUCAAAUCAGAUGGAUGACCUGGAGAAUUUUGGGGAUGUUGGUUCUUUGGAUGACAAUGUUGAAUCCUUCCUUUCAAAUGAUGAUGGAGAUGGAAGGGAUAUAUUUGCUGCAUUGAAAAGUACUGCCGAGCACAAUGUGGAAUCUUUGAAUGGUACGUUUAAUGAGUUUGGUUGCAUACGUACCAGUAACAGCAAGGUAGUUGCUUGUCACUUCUCUUCAGAUGGGAAGAUGCUCGCUAGUGGUGGGCAUGAUAAAAUGGUUGUUAUCUGGAACAUGGAUACACUGCAAACUGUGAGCAGUUCCCAAGAGCACUCUCAUAUCAUUACAGAUGUCUGUUUUCAGCCAAACUCAAGUCAGCUGGCAACAUCAUCCUUUGAUAAAACUGUUCGAAUAUGGAAUGCAGCUGAAUCAAUUCAUUGUCUAAAUACUUUCACGGGACACGGCUCACAUGUAACAUCACUUGAUUUUCAUCCUAAAGAGAUGGAUAUCUUCUGCUCUUGUGAUGACAAUGGUGAGAUUAGGUACUGGAAUGCCAACCAGUAUUUAUGUACCCGUGUUUCUAAGGGUGCUACGGUACAGGUAAGAUUUCAGCCUAGAAGUGGACAAUUUUUGGCUGCAGCUGCAGAAAAUGUGAUUUCUAUUUUUGAUGUUGAAACACAUACACCUACACGCACAUUACAGGGCCAUAAGAAGGAGGUACAUUCUAUUUGCUGGGAUGCAAAUGGCAAUACUCUUGCUUCUGUUAGUCAGGACCUAGUUAAAAUAUGGUCUUUGCAUACCUGGGAUUGUAUCCAUGAACUAAACUCCAAUGGUAAUCCGUUCCAUUCAUGUAUCUUCCACCCAAGAUUCCCCCAAAUUUUGAUUAUCGGAGGCUAUCAGUCGCUGGAGUUGUGGAACGUGAUUGAGAACCAGACCAUUUCAGUCCCAGCACAUGAAGGCGUUAUUGCAGCUUUGGCACAAUCACACUCAACUGGAAUGAUUGCAUCUGCUAGCCAUGACAAAUCUGUUAAAAUUUGGAAAUAAUGGUAGCAGUUAAACCCUGUUCAUGACACUUUGUUAAAUUUGGAGCAGGGAAGGAAAAAGAAAUGCUGAAAGAGAUGAUGGUCGUAUGGUGCUCUUCAUUUAUCAUGUUUAUAUAUGGCCUUCGUUUCAUCUGCAGUGUAAGCACAAUAAAGUAAGAGGCCGAUGGUCUUUUGUGGGUUUCAAUUAUGUCCCUUUGUGUGAAAGAUGCAACUUCUCUCAUCUAGGGAGCCAGAUCGGAGAGGGUACAGAAGAGAGCACAAUAUUUGGUUCUUUUACUUCAUUCUCGUUUUUUUCCAUAUAAUAGCCUUCAAAGAUGUGUAUAAUAUGGGGACUCAGACUUGGAACAUCAAACUUUUUUGGUCCCGUGAAAAUCUUCAACCAAGUUUGAUUCAGAUGAACCCACAUUUGGAUGACAUAAUGGACAUCAUGGAGAUUGCUUGUUUAUUACGGGUCUCACAUCUGUUGCAGAGUGAUUUGAUUUAAGGAAUACUUGUUCAUGCGCCUGUGUCAAGAGACUGGUUGCAGAGUUUGACUUCUUCAGUUGUGUUGAUAGUAACAGAAGCAGAUAUGAUAUUCCUCAAGAUGCCUUGUGAGUACUUCUAAAGAUUUGUUCGCAGCAGAGUAAAUUCACAGAGGUGUUGGGAACCUGAAAUUGUGAGUACUCACAAGAUGCUUUGUGAGUACUUCUAAAGAUUCGAUUCUCUUAACGUGGUCAAUUCACAGAGGUGCUGGGAACCUGAAAUUGGAGUUGCAGUGAGAUGUUGGAGUUAAUUCGGACGACAGGUGCUGUUCUGUUCGAGGACUUUACAUUUGAUCUUUUAUGUUGUAUGCUACAAUGGAUGCCUUGAAGCAUUCAUAGGAUGUCAUAUUUUCUG